CUUUAGAAAUGGGACGCCGGUCUUCAGAUACUGAAGAAGAAAGCAGAAGCAAGAGAAAAAAGAAACACCGUAGACGGUCUUCUUCAAGUAGUUCUUCAGAUAGUAGGACAUAUAGCCGAAAGAAAGGUGGAAGAAAAUCAAGGUCAAAGUCAAGAUCUUGGUCCAGAGAUCUUCAGUCUCGCUCACAUUCUUAUGACAGAAGACGCAGGCACCGUUCAAGCAGUAGUUCUUCUUAUGGCUCUAGAAGAAAACGAAGUCGAAGUCGUUCGAGAGGUCGAGGGAAAUCCUAUAGAGUUCAGAGGUCUAGGUCAAAGAGCAGAACAAGAAGGUCCCGGUCAAGACCUCGUCCACGUUCCCAUAGUCGAAGCAGUGAAAGGUCCAGUCACAGAAGAACGCGUAGUAGGUCUCGGGAUAGAGAACGCCGUAAAGGCAGAGAUAAGGAGAAAAGAGAAAAGGAGAAGGAUAAAAGCAAAGACAAGGAAUUACACAACAUCAAACGUGGGGAAUCUGGAAACAUCAAAGCUGGAUUAGAACAUCUGCCACCAGCUGAACAGGCCAAAGCCAGACUACAGCUGGUUCUGGAAGCUGCUGCAAAAGCUGAUGAAGCAUUGAAAGCCAAAGAAAGAAAUGAAGAAGAAGCAAAGAGAAGAAAGGAGGAAGACCAAGCCACCCUAGUAGAACAAGUAAAAAGAGUCAAAGAAAUUGAAGCCAUUGAAAGUGAUUCUUUUGUUCAGCAAACAUUCAGAUCAAGUAAAGAAGUCAAAAAGUCAGUGGAACCUAGUGAAGUGAAGCAUGCAGCUGCAACAUCAGGACCAACGUCAGUAGUUGCUGAUCCACCAAGUAAUGAAAAAGAAAUAGACCCUAGCAGCAUCCCUACUGCCAUCAAGUACCAAGAUGACAAUUCUCUGGCCCAUCCGAAUUUAUUUAUUGAGAAAGCUGAUGCUGAGGAAAAGUGGUUCAAGAGAUUAAUUGCUCUCCGACAAGAAAGGCUAAUGGGCAGUCCUGUGGCCUAAUUAACAUACAUAUGGUUGAAUUAACAGUAACAUUGGAAAUUUAGGUUUUUAAAUCCCAGUAUUAACUUUUUACUCUUAAAAAUAACUUAGAUGAUUAUAUAUAAAGGUAAUCUCAUUUCAUUCUUUUCUCACGUAGGCUUGAAUAUUUGUUGAUUUGAACUUAAUCAAACACUGAAUAGUAAAACUAAUGUAAAGUUUAAGAAUGCAUGAAAAUGUCAUACUGUUAAAGAAGCUAAUCCUAAGAACAGCAGUGUUAAAAUAAAAGGCACACAAUAAUGUUUCUGAAUACAAUAAAUAUCACGUUGCCAUUUAAAGGCACAAUUUUGAUUAAUCAUAUAUAUAAAAAAAUCAAAAUAAAUAUGAGUGGUCAUCUUCUAUAUAUUAUAAAACCAUUUUUGAAUCUUUUAUUUCACCUUAUUGUAAAAUUUUAGGCACAAUUAAAAGCACUAUAAACAAUCUUAAGCAGAAUGAGCCAUGUUAAUCUUAGAGGAAUAACAAAUUUAAUGAAAAAAUUUCUUGAAAAUUAAACGAAUUGUUGCUUUAUUGCUUAGACAUCAGCUUUUACUAGAUGCUCCUUUGAAUCAUGUUAGCAGGUCCCAGCUCAUUCUUUUAAAAAUUAUGUGUUCACACAAGACCUAACCAGUUGGCCACAUAUCAUGGUGGGGAAUUGUUUCUGAGAAAACUUGUAAGAGCUCUCACUUCAGUCUUACUUAACCAACUGCUGUUCCCUAUAGAGGAAGCCAGCUAAUGGUAAUUUUGAUAAGGCUAUCUGUCAUUGUGGAAUACCUUUCACUGGUAGCUGAAUGAAAAUCAACUAUGCAUUCCAUUACUGAACAUGCCAGAGAUAAGGACAUUUAGGCCUUGCCUUACAAAACUAGUUUUCAACAGUUACCCUUUUCUAUUUUGUUCUGCUCUAAUUUGUAUCUGUGAAGACUACAUGCAGCUCAGAACACAAGAUAAGCAUGAAAAGUUCUUAAGCUAGUAUUACCAAUAUAUAGGAGAUUUUGAUGCCAUCUUUUGAAAUUUCUGAAAUGACUAAAGUUGUAAUCCCUGUUAAAAAUGAAAAAUACAAAGAAUUAAAAACCAGUUGCAAAAGGCAUGGAAAAUAGACUGAUGACAAAAUACUUGUUUUCAUACAAACAUGUUUUCAUAUUCUAAUAUAUGCUAGUGAUUUGUUUUUUUUUUUCCCUUAGCUAUAAGUAAAAGUGCCCAGUAUGGACUCAGGUUUGUGUGGUUUUUAACAUAUACAAAUUUGUAGUAACUUUAAAAAGGGAUUAUAGUUACUGAAUAAUUUUGUGUUUCAUUCAUUAUGUAACUUGUAAAUAGUGAAAGGGCUGUUCCCCUUUGGGGAAGUGUGUAUCAGUGGUCUAGGCAAGAAUAUGGGUUGUCAUUUGGGCCACUAGUGAUUCUCCAAAGAACCUGGACCAGGCAUUUUUUUCUCAGUAUGCCUGAUGUUCCUCAUUUAUAAAAUAGUGAAAAUACUGUCAUCCACUUUAAUUAUAUUUAACACCCAUGUUCCUCUGUGACAAGUGGCCCAAAUGCAGAAGCUUGAACUGCAAUAGAUUUGUAUUUUAAAGCUAAAUUUUUCAUCAAGAUAGAGAAUAAUUUUUUUGAAUUAAUUAAACUUUAGUCCCUGCAGGAACUCAGUGACUAUUCCCCUCCUUCCUGAUUUCCAAUAUGAUUCAUUUUAAUGUAUUAUUAACUUUGUUUACCUGCAUUCCUGUUGAAGACUACAGUAUUACCGCACAAGCCAAAUCAAAUUUAAUGAGAAAGACUUCAUAGACCACUAUCAAACAUAUCACCAAAGUCAAGCUAGGUGAUGCAUCCAAGCUUUCUUUAAUAUCCUAAUAUAAUGAGUCUAUAAAACAGAACAAUCCUUUUCAUGUCACUUGAUUAAUGGCAACAAUUUGGACUUCCAUGAGACCUCAAAGUGUUUUUUGAAACACUGACUUCAUACAAAAUGAUGAGUACUAAUAGUACAAGUUUUCAUUUCUGAACUGAGCACAUUCUCAGGGAAAAUGGAAUAAAAACUUUUUUUCCUGGUACUUCCUAAUUAUGAAGAGGCAGAUACCUAAGAAUAUGAGAAAGAACAUUUUGAGUCAUUCAUCCUCCUCGCUUCAGCAUCCUAGUGUGCGAAAUGAGGAUACUAAUAGCAGACCUGCUGUCUUUGAUUUUUUAGUAAAAUAGCACAAAAGAAAGCC
Molecule: messenger RNA, 3214 nt
Organism: Vicugna pacos (alpaca)
Lineage: Eukaryota; Metazoa; Chordata; Mammalia; Artiodactyla; Camelidae
Source: RefSeq, a predicted model, not a curated record